UAAACCUAAACCUAAACACUAGCACUUUCUCUAAUUCUAAAGACAAACACUAUUGCCACUGUGAGAUCUUAUACCAGUACCAGUAAUUAAGCAACGAAGGGGGCGAAAAUGGGGGGGAAAGUUGCAGUACUGCCAAUCGUGGGGAUGAUAAUGGCAGAGUGUGCACAAGCUGGGCGUAUGAUAGCAGGCAAAGCAGCCAUGUCAAAUGGCAUGAGUAGUUUCGUCUUUGUUCUUUACUCUAAUACCAUUGCCUCCAUCAUUCUACUCCCAUCUUCUUUAAUCUUCCACAGACCACAAGAGAGGCCUCCACUCACCUUGUCAAUUGUCUUUGGGUUCUUCUUGCUUGGUCUUUUCGGUUGCUUGGGGCAGAGUUUUGGUUAUGCUGGAAUUAACCUCAGUUCUCCUGCACUUGGUACUGCCAUGCUCAACACUGUUCCUGGUCUUACCUUCGUACUUGCCGUUAUUUUCAGGAUGGAGAAGGUUGACUGUAGAAGUUACAGCACCCUAGCUAAAUCCAUGGGGACCAUAAUAUCGAUGGGAGGGGCAUUCGUCGUUACUUACUACAAGGGUCCUCUACUUCUGAAAGCACUACCUUCAGCUUCAAAUUCAUCUCACCAGGUGCUCUCGCAACACUCAAACUGGGUUCUUGGAGGAUUGCUUCUUGCAGUUGACUGUACUAUGGCUUCUUCAUGGCUUAUUGUACAGGCAUUAAUCCUCAAAAAAUACCCAGCAAAGUUGAUUGUAGUCUUCUUUUACUUCUUCUUUUCGACCGUACUGUCUUCAAUAGUUUGUCUGGUCAUGGUAAAAGACCCCUCUGCUUGGAGCUUAAAAUCUAAUACAAGAUUGGUUUCUGUCCUCUUCUCGGGAAUCCUGGGCCAUGUUUUCCAAGUUGGUGUCACAACAUGGUGUCUGCAGAAGACAGGUCCUGUGUUUGUUUCUAUAUUCGCACCCUUGGGGAUUGUCAUUACAGCUACAGCGAGUGUCGUCUUCUUCGGGGAUGCUCUGAAUCUGGGAAUUGUGAUUGGAGCUGUAAUAAUAGCCUCAGGAUUUUAUGCAGUGAUUUGGGGGAAGGCCCAAGAAGCGACCAAGAAGGUUGAAGACGAGGAGAGUUUUGGCCCUGCCUCAUCCUCUCAAAAAGUCCCCUUGCUGCAAAACAGAAGCAAUGUUGAUGCAUAGCUAUUGCCUUUCCUGCUACUUCCUGCAGCAUCUGAUGUACCAACUCAAGGAAAUGGACGGUCCAUUUUAAUCAUUAUGGGAUAAUAAAAUCAUAUUAUGCCUUCAUUUAGGUCGCUUAGCAUUAGGCAGGCAGUGCCGAGCUUCGUUUAGAUGUUGAAUUGUAAAUUCUAUAUUAAGAUUAUAGUCAUAAAUUUUGUAUAGAAAUAAAGAGAAAACUAUCAUAUUUUUUUAAAAAA
Molecule: messenger RNA, 1412 nt
Organism: Populus nigra (black poplar)
Lineage: Eukaryota; Viridiplantae; Streptophyta; Magnoliopsida; Malpighiales; Salicaceae
Product: WAT1-related protein At3g28050-like
Exons: 7
Coding region: 109-1176 (355 amino acids)
Cellular component (GO): plasma membrane
Molecular function (GO): transmembrane transporter activity
Source: RefSeq, a predicted model, not a curated record